Xyrichtys novacula (pearly razorfish) is the source of this 3609-nucleotide messenger RNA. Lineage: Eukaryota; Metazoa; Chordata; Actinopteri; Labriformes; Labridae. The record is from the annotation of a GenBank genome assembly.
GGUUAACGACAAAACUAUUACCCACAAACCCUGUUAUUCUUUGCAGCUGUGGACAAGUCCAGAGUCCAUCCAUGAAGGUAAAGUUGAAGCAGAUAAUGGUGUUAAUUCGUUAACUAUGUCUUUGCAUCACUUUAGCCGUGCUGUUUGUCACAUUUACAGCGUAAUAAACACGUUUAGACCGAAUGGCAGGACUUGUGUGGUGCAGUCAUUCAAAAUAACAUGCAGUAGCUCAGCACUUCCUGUAUGUGUGUGGAAGUAGCCUGUUAAAGGUUCUCCUUUUAUUCCUUUACUUUGCUUUGUUGUAAGCUAAAGCUGGAAUAUAUGGUAGAGAAAUCUUUCUCUGGCUAGUUAACUGGCAUGUUGUUUAAGUGUUUGUUAGUUGCAACCACAUAGGAACACAUUAAUAUCCCUUUUUUUCUCUCUCUUAAUUUCCAGAUAACACCAAAACCUGCUGAACCAGUUUCAAUGGCAUCCUAUCCACCGAACACCUAUCACCACCGGUGCAACAGGGAGACAUCAAAACUGACCGACUGACUGAAGAAUGGCAAGGUUCAGACGCAAAUUCUGCAUCACAUUGAUAGCUUUGGUGUUGCUCGUGCUGGUAAUAACUGUGGUCUUAAAAGCGCUGACGCCUGAGGACUCUCCGUUCAGCAGCCUUGUUGGUGGUGAGCUGUUCCCAGAAAGAAAGAAUGAGCUCCAGAGAGAAAGCGGUAAACCCUUCCAGACCAAAAUGAAUGACCCCCCUGAGUCAGACAAAGAUGCACGCCUGGAGGCUACACUGAAAAGGCUUCCUCCUCCAAACUACUAUCUCCAUGCCUUCUACUAUGUGUGGUAUGGGAACCCCAAGUUUGAUGGCAAAUACAUCCACUGGGAUCAUCCCCAGCUACCACACUGGGACACAAAAGUGGCUCAGAGGUAUCCUCAGGGGAGGCACAGUCCACCUGACGACAUUGGGGCCAAUUUUUACCCCUCUUUAGGGGCCUACAGCUCCCGGGAUCCUUCUGUUAUGGAGGCUCACAUGCAGCAGCUGCGUACAGCGGCCAUUGGUAAGACAAAACUACAUCUGAACUUGAGCUUUGAGAUGGAAGAGUGAUCACCACACUAUCGCCAACGUUUUUUAACCAAACCAUUUCAUACUGAGAUACUGCAACUGUAAAACUGAAACAAUAGUGAUAAUAUGGUUGCAAUCAAUUGAUGCUUACUGAUAAGACUAAUUGACUGUUUGAUUAUAGUUUUUCUUCUUAUAGUGACUUUCAUCUAAUUUUAUCAGGCUGCUAACAAGAGGUAGCUUUUCUUGGCUUUAAUUUAACUUCACAGUAAAAAAAUGUGGUCCCUCUUUGCGAAAUGUCACUGGAACAUGUUUUCAAAUCAACAAACUAUUGUGAUAAAUUUUAUGUUAAAUACAAAAUGCCUGUUUUUGACCCUCUUUACUGUUAAACCUCAGGUGUCGUUGCUGUUUCCUGGUACCCGCCAAACAUGAAGGAUGAUAAUGGUGAACCACUUGAUGACUUAGUGCCUUUACUGAUGGAAGUGGCACAUAAAUACCACAUCAAGGUUUGUAUGAGGAUAGGGCUGGGCGAUAAAACAAAAAUGAUAUAUAUCACAAAUUAAUUUCCCUCCCAUAUUGAUAUGAAACAUGGUCAAUAUGCUUUUCGAUAGCUGGCAUUCUGCCAUGUUUUGGGUCGACUAUUUGAAUAGCCAAUAAAAAAGAGGAGUUGCUACGAGUCUGCGCUGCGCUGAACCGACCAUUCAGUCCACUUUCUGUAGCGCAACGCCUUACGACAAAACAUGCUACCAAUAAGCACUGUUAAAUUUAAUUUAAGAGUUACAGGGAACAUUUGAGAUUGACAAGUAAUUAUUUUAUAUCGUGAUAUAUUUUGAUAUUGACUGAUAUGAAAAAAAUAUAUCCUGGUAAACUUUUUCCCAUAUCGCUCGGCCCUAUAUGAGGAUAUAGUGAGUUUAACAACCUUUUCAUUUGGUGGGGAAAAAAAAUGGCAGUUUCUUUUAAUUGAUUGUGUCACUGUUCUGUUCAAAGGUCAUUUUCCACAUUGAACCAUACAGUGGAAGAGAUGAAGUCAACAUGUUCACUAAUGUCAAAUACAUCAUUGAUAAGUGAGUGUUGCUUUUUAUUUUAUUUUUUUAGCAUUUUUAGUAAAUUGAAUCAUCCUCUACUCUUUCAUUCGUAUCUGUAUUUAUCUGCCAUUUUUACCUUUAAACACAUCUUUAUGAUCUUGCUUUUGAUUUUGACAUUGUUAACAUCCUCCUUUCAGAUACGGGGAGCAUCCAGCGUUCUUCAAGUACCGGACCAACAACGGUAAGCUGCUACCACUCUUCUAUGUGUACGAUUCGUAUCUGAUGAACGUGGAGCAGUGGGCCAAACUGCUCAAACACACAGAGAGCAACAGCAUCAGAGACACCCCCUAUGAUUCCAUCUUCAUCGCUCUGCUGGUUGAGGAGAAACAUAAGAGGGACAUCCUAACUGCUGGUUUUGAUGGUUUGUAUACCUACUUUGCCACUAACGGGUUCUCCUACGGAUCCACUCAGAGGAACUGGGACUCUAUCAAAGCUUUCUGCGAUGACAACAACUUGAUAUUCAUCCCCAGCGUGGGUCCGGGGUACAUAGACACAAGCAUCCGACCCUGGAACUUCCAAAACACCCGAAACCGCAUCAACGGCAAGUAUUACGAAACCUCACUGAGUGCUGCGUUACAAGCCCGGCCUGAUUUCAUCUCAAUAACGUCUUUUAACGAAUGGCAUGAAGGGACUCAGAUUGAGAUGGCGGUUCCUAAAACAAGCCAGACUGUGUACCUGGACUACCUGCCCAAUAAACCUGCAAUCUACCUGGAGAUAACGCGCAAGUGGGCUGGAAUAUUUGGGGGUGAGCGUCGGAAAUGGCAAGAAUGAUUUGAAAGCCAUAAAUGUUUUUAUUUUUGACAGUACCAAACAAAGACAAGAGGACUAAAUUAAGUCUGCACAGACAAUGCAAAUGAACAGUCGCUUAAGAUUUGCAAAGCUGCAGGCAAGCGGACUGCAGUAUCUCCACUUCUGAUUCAGCGAUUUAUGUAAUUUUCAUUCCUUGUUAAUGAAUGACUGUACCUUUAACUUAAACUACAUCUGAUUUCUCUUCGUUUACACGGCACUGACCAUUUUGGGAUUUGUUACACAAUCACUUUGUCUCUACUGUAUACAGCUGAAACUGUGAAUAGGCAUGUUCAGCCACCCUGUAAUCUGUGACUCUAUUAUACCUAGAGAGAAAUUAAUAAGAUGCACUCUGUGAAGAAGGAAGGAAGGAAAGAUGCAAAUAAACAAAGCAGUCUGCUGGUGGAAAGCUGUCGCCCCACUCUGCUUCCAAGUCUGACACUGCCAGAAAACAGUGAAACAAAACACAACACAGAUCUGAUAUUUCAAAGGCGCACACACCUCAAAUCUGAGUUGAAUCACAGCGCUGACAACAGUGGAGUGUUGUGCGAAACUUGAAAUUUUAGAGUAGAGUAGUUUACAUUCUCAGAAACGGUCUGAUCUCAUGGGGUCUGGUACAUGCUGUCAUAGUUGCAGGUUUCUGUCUGAAUGUGUUUCUAAUACAUUAAAUUAUUUGUUUUGCUUCCUAGA